UUGGGCUCGGCAGGGAGAUCCUGGUGGAGGAGAGCAACGUGCAGCGCGUGGACGCGCCCGUGACCGUGUGCGGCGACAUCCACGGGCAGUUCUACGACCUCAAGGAGCUCUUCAGGGUGGGCGGGGACGUCCCAGAGACCAAUUACCUGUUCAUGGGCGACUUCGUCGACCGCGGCUUCUACAGCGUGGAGACCUUCCUGCUGCUGCUGGCCCUAAAGGUGAGGUACCCGGACCGGAUCACGCUGAUCCGGGGGAACCACGAGUCGCGGCAGAUCACGCAGGUGUACGGCUUCUACGACGAGUGCCUGCGCAAGUACGGCUCGGUCACCGUGUGGCGCUACUGCACCGAGAUCUUCGACUACCUGAGCCUGUCGGCCAUCAUCGACGGCAAGAUUUUCUGCGUGCACGGCGGCCUCUCCCCGUCCAUCCAGACCCUGGACCAGAUCCGCACCAUCGACCGCAAGCAGGAGGUGCCGCACGACGGCCCCAUGUGCGACCUGCUCUGGUCCGACCCCGAAGACACCACGGGCUGGGGCGUGUCCCCCCGAGGGGCGGGUUACCUGUUCGGCUCCGACGUGGUGGCGCAGUUCAACGCGGCCAACGAGGUGUCCAUGAUCUGCCGCGCCCACCAGCUCGUCAUGGAGGGCUACAAGUGGCACUUCGGGGAGACCGUGCUCACCGUCUGGUCGGCGCCCAAUUACUGCUACCGGUGCGGGAACGUGGCGGCCAUCUUGGAGCUGGACGAGCACCUGCAGAAGGAGUUCAUCAUCUUCGAGGCGGCGCCGCAGGAGACGCGCGGGAUCCCCGCCAAGAAACCCGUGGCGGAUUACUUCCUGUGACACACCUGGGCACACCUGGGCACACCUGGGAUAGACCUGGGAUAGACCUGGGCACACCUGGGAUACACCUGGGCACACCUGGGAUAGACCUGGGAUAGUCCUGAGAUACACCUGGGCACACCUGGGAUAGACCUGGGCACACCUGGGAUACACCGGGGAUAGACCUGGGCACACCUGGGAUAGACCUGGGCACACCUGGGCACACCUGGGAUACACCGGGGAUAGACCUGGGGGCACCUGGGCACACCUGGGGGUACACCUGGGAUAGACCUGGGCACACCUUGGGCCCCUGGGCACACCUGGGAUAGACCUGGGCACACCUGAGCACACCUGGGGACACCUGGGGGCACCUGGGAUACACCUGGGAUACACCUGGGAUAGACCUGGGAUAGACCUGGGGGUACUUGGGCACACCUGGGCACACCUGGGCACACCUGGGGACACUUGGGGACACCUGGGAUAGACCUGGGCACACCUGGGUGCACCUGGGAUACA
This is a messenger RNA of Vidua macroura (Pin-tailed whydah), 1334 nucleotides long. RefSeq names its product protein phosphatase 4 catalytic subunit (gene PPP4C). Gene Ontology annotation, cellular component: cytoplasm; nucleus. Gene Ontology annotation, biological process: peptidyl-serine dephosphorylation; double-strand break repair via homologous recombination. NCBI's taxonomy places the organism in Eukaryota, Metazoa, Chordata, Aves, Passeriformes, Viduidae. The record is from RefSeq and is a predicted model, not a curated record. Bases 153 to 839 code for a protein of 228 amino acids. Gene Ontology annotation, molecular function: protein serine/threonine phosphatase activity. The transcript has 8 exons.